Molecule: messenger RNA, 663 nt
Organism: Komagataella phaffii GS115
Lineage: Eukaryota; Fungi; Ascomycota; Pichiomycetes; Pichiales; Pichiaceae
Product: One of two (see also PTH1) mitochondrially-localized peptidyl-tRNA hydrolases
Exons: 1
Coding region: 1-663 (220 amino acids)
Cellular component (GO): cytosol; mitochondrion
Molecular function (GO): peptidyl-tRNA hydrolase activity
Source: RefSeq, a predicted model, not a curated record
AUGUCAGACAGAGUUCAUCUAAUAGGAAUCAGUGCCCUGUCAUUGUUUACUGGCGCUUGUUUGGGUGCCCUAUGGGUACUUAACUCCCCUUCAUUAGGCACUAAAUCAUACACAUCCGGAAAUGCAAGAAGUAGCCCCAAGUCUAAAUGUCAAACGCCAGCAUCUUCAGAUUACUUGUCAGACUUUGAGCACACAAGUGGCGAGUCUAGUUUUGAUGAGGUUGACGACGAAUCAGUGGAACUAGCUGAGGAAGAAGAGUAUCUUGAGAUUGAUUCCAAGCCAUUGAAUGACAUCCCUGGCGAAUGUAAAAUGGUGUUUGCCAUAAGGCAAGAUCUCAAAAUGGAAAAGGGGAAGAUUGCCGCUCAGUGUUGUCACGCUGCAGUUUCAUUGUACAGAAUGAUGUUUCAGGGAGAAGUCUCCAAGAAUUUGGAUCUUCUGAAGAGAUGGGAGUCCUUGGGGCAGGCCAAGAUAACAUUAAAGUGUCCAAAUCAAGACGAGAUGGAUCUUUUGUAUGCCAAGGCCAUUUCUUUGAAUGUUAAUGCUUAUAUAGUGCACGAUGCUGGAAGAACACAGAUAGCUGCUGGAAGCGCAACUGUGCUAGGUUUGGGACCAGCACCAAACUCAGUUCUGGACCAGAUAACAGGAAACCUCAAGUUAUAUUGA